Messenger RNA from Helicoverpa zea (corn earworm), 2052 nucleotides. RefSeq names its product cilia- and flagella-associated protein 157-like. The record is from RefSeq and is a predicted model, not a curated record. Gene Ontology annotation, molecular function: microtubule binding. NCBI's taxonomy places the organism in Eukaryota, Metazoa, Arthropoda, Insecta, Lepidoptera, Noctuidae. Gene Ontology annotation, cellular component: cilium; ciliary basal body. The transcript has a single exon. The coding region runs from base 1 to 1929 and encodes 642 amino acids.
AUGGCACCUAAAAAGGGUAAAGGAAAAAAAGAUGACGAGAAUAGAGGAGUGUUUAACGAAGUGGAAAGAAAGCUUAUGGAACUUGAGUUAGCAGAUUGUAACCGAAAAUUAGCUAAUAUUAGAUCUGCUGCGGAAGAAUAUGAAAUACGUAUUGAAGAAUUACAGAGAGCAUACAAAAAAUUGGACGAAGACAGAGCUGAUGUUAUUACUUACCUUAAACGCAUGCUUGCUGUGAAAACCGAUGAAAACAGUGAGCUGAAGGAAAGAGCCAAAGGGUUGGAAGAAAUCAGAGAAAUCGAAAACGCACAAUUCAACGAAACAACUCAUCGAUUGGAAAAGGAGUUUAUUUUUAUGAAAGCAGAGCUGACAUCGCAUAAUAAAUUAUUGACAGGCAAACUAAAUAUGUUGGAAGAGUUUAGAGCCAUAAGGGAAGAUUUGAUGGAAAAAUUUGAAACCCAAGAAGUAGAAUUUAAAGACCAAGAAAUGAAAUAUAAACGCCUGUUAUAUGACAAUGAAAAGAAAUUCGUUAUUAGUAAGGAUAACCUUAAGAAGGAAAUGGAAUCUAAGCUUCUGCAACUUGCUCUUGAUUUCCAAGAUGUAACACAAUUGAGGGUUGCAGCAUCUACACACAGAGUCAUUAGGGAAAAUAUAGCAAUGAACAAUGAGAUGGAAAAUAUGUUAUCUACUCAAGAAAGAUUGGCUGAGCAAAAUGAGAUUUUAAAAGAGAAAAUGAGAGAGGCACUGGUUGCGCAGGAGUUGGCAAAAGAAGAAAGAGACACAGCUAUUAAUAGAAGUAUUUUACAACUGAAAGUAAUAGAGCGCCUUACAGCUGAAUUUGAAUCAAUAAAAAAAGAAAAAGCCUUACGUGAAAGAAGAGUUUACGACUACGAAUUAUUACACGAAAGAAUAAAGCGACUAACUAAAGAAAAUGAUAACUUUCGUUUUCAAGUACGUGUAUUGGAACAGAACUUGCACGCUCGGAUAAGUGAUCAAAACAAAACGGUGGUGGAAAUGGCUAAAGUAUCCAAUGAACGUGAUAAACUGAAAACAAUCCUUAAAGAAGCGACAUGUGCUAUUCAAGCUGCAUCAAAAAUGGAUAAAUGGGCAUCAACUCAUGGUUCAAAGGAAGAUAUCAAUAAACAAGUUAUGCUAUCACAAUUACUUGAGAUUGUAUUACAAUUCCGUAAUAUAGAAGACAAAGAGUCUGUAUGCACAAUAAGUUCAUUUAAUACAAUGUAUGAUAAAGGUGAUCUUGGUAUUGUACCGAAGACUCCAGUCGUAGCAACGGUCACUAAAUCUGCGGCGCGUAAUUCGAGAGACCACGUCAGUCGGAGUGAGGCUAGAAGCCCUUCUAAUGAGUCACUAUCCCGCUCUACUGUACAAAGCAGUAUCAAUACAGUGCCCAGUUUAAAAGUGUUACCUCCAACUUUUAAUAAUGAAUCUUUUGUUAAGCACAGUAUUGAGUCUUUUGUAGCUUCCGUGCAAUCCGAAGAAAUUGAAGACGAAGAAAAGAUUAUCGAGGAUGAUAUUGAAACAAUAUUAGCCACGAGUAAAGCUGAAAUGCAAAAAUCUCUAAUGAAAGAUUUAAUGGCUUCCCAAAUCCCUUUUGCGCUAUCUCAGAUGUCUGUAGAUAAUUUGCAAACCAAGUCUCAAACUCAGGUAAAACAUCAAUCGGGCGAGGAUAUCAUAAAAGAUAUUGAUGUGAAGGAUAUUGACGUACAAGAACCAGAGCAAGAAAAAGAAAAAGUAGAUAAUGAUGAGUAUAAUCAAGAUGAUAAUGUUGAUGAAGACAAUAAUGACGCUAAUGAUAAGGACAUUCAUGGAGUUGAUGGUUAUAGUGAUGGUCAAAAAGAGGAAGAUGUCAGUAGAGAGUUAUCAGACAUAGUGUCUGAAAGAGCCAAAGAUGAGCAAAGAGAUGAUAUGUUGUAGGUUUUUCUUACCUUUUUUAUUCGCUUAUAAUUUUUUAAAAUGUUUAUUUUAAUUUUGCUUAGUAUGCAUUAUAUUUUAUUCUUAUUUUCCUUUUUUUGUUUCGUAUGUGAUGCCUGUUAUACU